AUGGCUUAUUAAUAAUUCCAAUUAAUAAUACCCUAUUAAGGCUUUUGUUAUUGGACUGAUCCAAAAUAAGAAAACAUAAUAAAAAGCAUUUUUAAAUAAAAGAUAUUUUCAAUGCAAUUUGUUGAAUUAGUUUUUUAAGGAGAUCAUUCUCCAUCAUUCUUUUAUUAGAAAAUAUCAGUCAUCAAUUUUGAUUCUUUAAGGAUACAAGAUACUUUAUUUUUAGUAUAAUAGUAAUUAUAAAUAUAUUAAAAUAAUGAUGAUAAUAAACUUUAGGAUUUAAUAAUUACAAAUUCAGUAUUUUUUAAUGAUUUGAAUUUACCAGUAAAAUUAUAAAUAAUAUCUAAAAAUUGUUAGAAUAUUAAUUUUACAAAUCUUUAAUUCAAUAAUUUAAAUUUUUUAGAUUCAAAUAUUUUUGAAAUUACUCCUUAUGGAAUUUAAUCUAUUUUUACAAUUAACAAAUUUACUAUAGAAAAUUGUAUAUUUACAAAUACUAUUUUAUUCAAAAUAAAAAAUACUUCUAAGAUUAUUAUAUCAAAUUUAAUAUUAAAUAAUUGUUAUUUCACAAAUUCAUCAAUUGCAAAUUUUGAAUUUGAUUAUAAUGAUCCAUCAAAUAUUUAAUUUCACUACUUGAUGAUUAAAAAUUCAGUUUUUAUAUAAUCUUCAAUAAUUUCAAAUGUUGUUUCCCUUGCUCUUAUGAAUAUUUCAAUAUUAUUAAGUAAAUUUGAGUUCACUUAAAUAAUAGAAUUUAAGAAAGAUUUAAACAUUAAAAAUAUAUCAAUUAAGGGGAAUAAUUUUAUAUAAUCUUAAUUAAUUUUUAAAAGCCCAGUUAAAUAAUUAGAAAGUAAGGUUAUCAUUAAUUCAUUAAUCUUUGAAGAUAAUUUUCAUUAUAAUUCAUCUAUAUUUUAAACAGAUUUAACACUAUCUAAUGAUCUAUUAAGUAUUUCAUUUAUUAAUUUUUAUCUAAAUUAGAAUUAAAAAAUCUAAUUAGAGAAUUAAUCUAAUUAUCUAUUUAAUAUUAAUAGUCACAAUUUUAGUAUUUACAAUUUAUCAAUUUCAAAUUCUGAUAAUUUUAAUUACUUUAAUUUAAUUACUAUUACAAAUAUUAAAGUGGAAUAUGCUAUUUUUGUGAACUUAUAAACUUUACAUAAAGUUCCAAUACUAUUAGAAUGUGUCAAUUCUUUUAAUAUCAAUAAUUAAUUAUUUUAUAUUUAAGGAUUUAAUUCCUUAUAAUUUAUAAGUAUAACUAUUAAGAAUUUUAAGAGUAUUGAUCGAUCUUUUAUUCAAAUUUUUUCUAAUUUAUUAACAAAAGAAUAAGAAUUCAUCAAUAUAUAAGAUUUAAGAUUUAUUGAAAAUACUUUGUUAAAAAUAAAUUUAAGAAACUUAUUUUCAUUAAUAUCAAUUUACUCUGAGAAGAGCCAAUUAAUAAUUAUUAAUAAUAUCUAAUUUUAAGAGAAUGUAUAUCAUCAAUAUAUAGAUGAUUCAUCUCAAACUACAGCAAGUCUAUUAUUUAUAAUAUCAUAAUAGAGUUCAGUUAUUAUAACUAAUUUAUCAUGUUCAUAGAAUAUAUUAACUAAUUCUACAAGUUCUUUUAUUUACAUCAAUAGUAAAAUAAUUAAUAUUUCUGAAUUCUAAAUCUAAAAACAUAAUAUAUUAAAUAUGACAACUCUCUAUUCCUUAUUUGAAAUAAAGAAUAUUAUAAAUUAAAAUUAGAUAAAUACAAUAUUAUUAAAAGUAUUAAAGAUUCAAAAUACAGGUGGAGUUUUAUCAUUUACAACUGAAGAUUGUACUAUAAUUAAUGGUAUCUUAUAAUAUAUACUCACUUUAAAUAGUAAAUUAUUCAAUAUUCAUACUUAAGGAAAAGGAAUAAUAAAGAUAAAAAAAUUAGAAAUUAAUUUAAUUGAAAGUUUAGAUUUGAAUAUUGCUGAAAAUGAAGGAUGUAUUACUAUUAACUCAUAAAGCAGUUUAUUAUAACUAGAAUUAACAAAUAUACUUUUUACUGAUAUUUUAAAUAAGUUUGCAUCUCCAAUACUUUUUAUAAUCCCAUCUUAGAAUAUCAAUAAUAUUGUAAUUAAAAAUAUUACAAUAUUUAAUUGUUUUUCUCUUACAAACCUUUUAAUUAAAACUUAAUUUUCUUUGAUGAGUAUAAAAAACAAUAAAGUAUUAAUUUAGAAUGUAAAAAUUAUAUAAAACAAACUAGAAUUCAAGUAAUAUCUUCAAAAAUUUAACACAUUAUCCUUAAUUGAUAGAUAAAAAAUCUUAAAUGAUAAUGCUAUUAUUAAUUUAUCAGGUUGUAUUAUAAUUAUAAAAUAAUUCAGAUAUUAAGGUGUUUUAUCAUCUUCUAUUUUAAAGUUAAUUGAUACUUAUAAAGUUUAAAUGGUAAAAAUCUACUUUAUUUAAAUUUAAUUGAUUCUGAAAGUUGAUCUUAUACAUAUUUGGCAUAGUCCUAAUAAUAAAUAUACUGUAAUGAUAUAAGAUUUAACAUUUUAAAAUAUAACUUAAUUAGAUUAAAUUGAAUUUCUAAAUUUAUCAUAUGAUUAUAACAAGAUAGAAAUUCUUAAUCAAAAUUGUAGUUUAAUAAAUGAAAUUUAAAUAUAGAGUCUAAAAAUAAAUGAUAUUGGAUUUGAUACAUUUUUCUAACAAUUAAUAUAAGAUUCAAAUUAAUAGGGAUCACUCAUUUAUUUUUAAAGCUAAUCAAUUCUUAAUAAAAUAUUUUUAUCAUCAAUUUAAGCUAUGAAUGUAAAUAGUUAACAGUUAUUUAAUGCAAUUCUUUUAUUUGAUCUAAUUAGUUUUUCUUCUAUUGAUAUAAUUGAAUUUAAUUGUUUAUUUAACUCUGUAAACUUAUAUGGGUGUAUUUUAGCCUAAUAAAGUGAUAAAUUAAAUUCAAUCAUUCGAAUAACAAAUUCAUUUUUCUAUAAGAACAAUGGAGGAUCAGGAACAGGGAUUAAAACUAAAAAUGUUAAAUUGGCAUUAUAUAAUUCAAAGUUGUUAAACAAUUAUGCUUAAAUUUAAGGUGGAGGUCUUAAUUUACAAUUAGAUUAGAAUGAAUUUGUCAUAAUAAACUCUUAAAUUUAAUUGAAUUAAGCUAAUGAAGCUGGUGGAAUAUAUCUUUUAGGAAAUAGUAAUAUAAAUGAAAAUAAUUUUAUUAAAUCUGUUAUAUCUUUAAAUAAAGCAAACUUAUCACCCUCAAAUUUAUUAGAAUUACCUACUCAUUUAUCAUUGUCUAUAAAUUAAUAAGAUAUGUUAUCUAUUUAAAAAUAUAUUGAUAAUAUUUAGAUUAAUAUUUUAAAAUUGGAUCCAUAUUAAAUUAUUGAAUAAGGAAAAGUAAUAAUAACUAAUUUAUUAGUACUACCAAGUAAUUAAAUAAUUAAAAAUUAUCAAAUUUUCAAUCCCAAUGAUUAAUCAUUUCAAAAAUAUAUUUAAGAAUUUUCAAUUUCUUUUAAGAAUAAUUUAAAUGAAAAACUCAUAUAAUUUACAAAUUCAACUUGUAAAAUAUAAGAAUAAAUAUUUACAUAUAAUAAACUUGAAUAUACCAAGUUACCAUAAAUAAUAAAAUUUAACACUUUAUUUGGUAAUUUUGAUAUUUCUUAAUUAUAAUUUUCAUUUGAUCCAUAUAUGGAAAUUAGUUAAUAAUAACAACUUUUAAUUAUAUGCUAACCCAAUAAUUCAUUUUCUGAAUUAUAGUAUGGUAUAAAAAUUGCAACUUUAAAAUGUCAAUUAGGAGAAUUUUACAUUUAAAAUAGUUGUCAAACUUGCUAAUAUAAAUAAGGAUAUUAUUCUGUAACAUAUAAUUCAACGAAAUGUUCCAUUUUUGAUAAAAAUAAAUUUUACAAUAUUACAUCUAAUUAAAUAAACUUAAAAGUUGGUUAUUGGAGACCAAAUUAUUAUUCAGAUGAUGUUGAAUAUUGUUUUAAGUAUCCUAAUAUAUGUAAAGGAGGGUGGUUUGUUGGUGAUAAUCUUUGUUUCUCUGGUUAUAUAGGAGGGUUAUGUGAAGAAUGUGAUAAAUAUAAUAUUAGAGGAGAAGGAUAUUAUUAUAAAAACUAAUAUAAUUUAUAAUGUCAAUUAUGUGAAGGACUAUCAAAUAGAAUUCUAUUGUUUAUUGUAGCAUCACUUUGGUAUAAAUUAAUAUUUCAUUAAAUUAAUUAGGUCACUUGGAUCUAUCAUUCUUACAUUAAGUAGUAUUGAAAAAUCAAAUAAAUUAUUUAUUUCUUGUAAAUUAAGAUAAAGAUUUUCUAAUAUUAUUUUUAAACUCAAUUAAGGUAUUAAUUUAAUCUUAAAUAGAUCAUGGAAGUAUAAUAAUUAAAUUAUUUCUGAAUUAUUUAUGGAUAUUUUCUGCAAUAUUUUCAUUAAAUAUCAAUUUUACAUUCUCAUUUAAUUUUAUUGAUUAAACUAGUAAUCCAUCUUAUUUCAUGGCAAAUAAUUUAGAUUGCUUUUUAUUAUAAAUUCAUAAUAUAGAAUUAAUAUAUCUCAGAAUUAUUACAAUGUUUAUAUUGAUGAUUUCCUUACUUAUAUUAAUAUAUUUAGGAUUUUUAUUUAUUGAAUUAUUUUAUGAAAAAAAAUUUGAUGCUAGCAUUAUAUCAAUAACUGCACUUUAUUUGUAUGUGUCUAAUUAUGCUGCUUUGAUUAAAUAGUAUAUUUUUAUUUUUAUUAGAUUUUUUUCAUUAUUGGCUAAAAGAUAAAUCUCAAAUAUUAAUUAUAUCUAAGGUGAUGUAUCAUUAAAAUUUGGUACAUCAGAUCAUAUUAAAUGGAUGAUAAGUUUUAUUAUUCCAGGUUUGGGAUUAAUUGGAUGGCUAUUACCAUUUUUACUUUUAUUGUUAUUGUAUGUUAAAAAAGAUUAAAUAGAAUCUAUUUAAUUUAGAAAACAUUUUUGUUAUUUAUUUAAUGAAUAUAAUAAUUCAAAUUUUUUUUGGGAAUGGGUUAAAUUAGCCAAAAAGACAUCUGUGAUUAUUAUCUUAACAUAUUUUGAGACAAAUAUUUAUUUAAAAGCCACACUUUUAGGAUUAUGUUUAUUAUUUUAUUAAUUAUAUGCAUUAGAAUAAUAACCUUAUAUUAUUUAAAAUUUUAAUAAAAUAGAUGUAAAAGCAGGUUAAAUAUGCUCUAUUUCAAUAUUUUUAGCUGUAAUUAAGUACAUUUGUGAAUAAUAAGAUAAUUUUGUACUUUCGUUUAUUCUUUAGAUGAUUCUAGUAUUACUUAGUAUUAAAUUAAGUUUUCCAUUUAUAAACAGUUUACUUAAAUUAUAUCAUAAGAAAUAUAAAAGAUAAUUUUUAAUUUAAUUGUCAAAGAUAUUUAAUAUUUUUUAAUGCACUUCAUGUUUAAAUAAAUAUCUAAAGAAUAAAAUUUAUAUUUGGAAUUAAAAAGAACAAAGACUAAGAUCAAAUUUUUAUAAAUUAAGGCAUCAUUUAAUAUAUAUUUCCAAAUUAUAAUUAGAAUAAUAAAAGUAAAGUAAUUAUAUUAAAUAAGAUCUCUGACAACUUUGUUUACUUCUGAGUCCUUGCCUAGACAUAAACAAUAUACUACCGAACUAUAUCUUUUAAAGUUUAGACAAGAUAUACAUUGA
Molecule: messenger RNA, 5554 nt
Organism: Paramecium primaurelia
Lineage: Eukaryota; Ciliophora; Oligohymenophorea; Peniculida; Parameciidae
Source: the annotation of a GenBank genome assembly